GUACACUACGGAUGUCAUGUCGGGCGAACGAUCCAUGCUCUGUGCAACUUCCAAGCCCUUCUCACCAAUGAAAUUUUACAGAUGAGGGAAUUGGCACUCCUGACAAAAACUUCACCGUGGAGUAUUUUAUUUUCCUGCAGCGCUAUGUGCACUGCAUCUAAUCCUGUGUAUUUUCUCAGGGAACGGCUCCUCAAGUCUGUAGCAGGCCUGGAAGAGUGGUUGAUGCAAGGUGGAGAUGAUGAGGUUGACCUCAUUGCAGAGUUAGCAAGUCUCACCAAAGGCACAUCUGGAGCAAGAGGUGACGACACCAAAAGUCUCAAGGGCAGUGUGCUUGACUGGAUCACCCCAAAGGGACACAGAAUACUGAUGAGCUUGCGAUGUCAGUAA
Suillus subalutaceus is the source of this 387-nucleotide messenger RNA. RefSeq lists its product as uncharacterized. The record is from RefSeq and is a predicted model, not a curated record. NCBI's taxonomy places the organism in Eukaryota, Fungi, Basidiomycota, Agaricomycetes, Boletales, Suillaceae. The transcript is spliced from 2 exons. The annotation marks the transcript as partial.